GCCACGCUAGUGUUUCCUACCCACUCCUCCCAACACCAUCUACCGGACCUAAGCUUUGCCAUGUUGCUACCACUUCUGGGAGCCUGUGCCGUGGUGGGCCCAUUCCAGGGCCCUGAGUGGGAGCCAGUAAGAGGCCUGCUGUCCCAGGAUCAAAGCUGCAGGGAUCCCCGGUGCUGUGGUAAUCUGCUUGUCUUCUGCCUCUUUCUGAUCUGGCAGAUCCAACAGUAUUGGUACCGGGUCUCCAGGACCAGCAAGAGGAAUACCAUCAAGGUACCACCGCAGAGAUGGGCAGUGUUAUCCACCAGAUGUGAAACUUUCUUUGGGAUGAUUCACAAAUUCUUUACUCAUGGAAAAAUCAGAGACCUGGACGUUCCUGUCCGACAAUGGACACAGAGGCAGAGAUGGGGAUAUAGGAGGAGCCUCAGACAACAAUGGGCCACCCAGUACCUGCUGUCUCCACAGAACUCAUGCCAAGACCUGCCUUGGGUUGUCCACAGCUCUUCUGAGCCCAUUAUUUGUACCCCUUCCUUGUCAAGCACCUGUCUUCUCCCUCAGGACAAUUCUUGGGAAGUGUGGCAAGUUCCCUGGUGUCCCAGCAGUAGCCAGGCCCACCCUUCCCUGGACAUGUGCCAAAGAAUGGAGCCGUGGCUGGCUCCCUCCCCGGAGAAGUUGGUGCCAAUGGAGCCUGUUAGCCUGAAAUACAACUCCACCUCCACCGCCUUAGCCAUCUCUCUCCCAAACUUCCCUUUAGUUCACAGGUCAAAGUUCUGCCUCAGAGGGCUUCUGCCUGGUCCUCUUAACCAACAAUUGGAACCGCCCACCAAGAAGUCCCUGGAUAGCCCACAAGAUCCCUCAGAACCACAGGGUGAAACUCAGACAGGCGGCAGAGAAUAUAGUGAAGAUACCCUGCAAUACACAGACCAGAGAAAGAGCAGAAAGGAGGAUGCUUCAGAAAUGCAAUCAUCUGGAGGCCCCCUCCUCCCUGUAGACUUUGGAGUGGAGAAGGAUGGAGAGGCUAAGGCCCUGGGGUGUGGAAACCAGAGACUAGUAAGCAGAGAAACUGAUGGAGAGAUCUCAGUGCCAGAGCGGGAGAAGCAAGACCAAAUGGGAACUGAAGAUAGAGAACCAACUGAGAAACUAUGGAAGAAAACCCAGAGGGAGCCUGGAGACAGGAAUCCUUCUACCCAGGCUCAUAUGGGAGAGAAUCAAGAAGAGGUCAGACGUAAAACUGACACAGCAACUCAGACACCAGAGUGGGGGAACCAGGAGGAUGCUGUGGAGACUCUGGCUCGGGGGAAGAAGAAUGAGAAAGAAGCGAGAGGGAAGGAAGAGGCAGAGGCCCGGGAGCAAGGACUGGAGACACGGAGCUGGAUUGGAAGUAAGAACAGUGAGGAUUCCCAAAUGCUAAGUCAGGGCACACAAGACCCGAUCGGAGGUAAUACUGGCACAGAAACUGAGGCAGAGGAAGGAGGAAACAAGGGCCAGAUGGGAAGUGAGGAUGGUGUGAAAAUCCGGACAUCUGGGAGGGAGAACCUGAGAGAAACCAAACAACAGGACAGUGAAGAGACCUGGGCCCUGGAGUGGGAGAAACAGGGAUGGGUUAGAACUCAGAAUGAGGUCCAGACUCCAGCGGGGGAGGAGCGAGGAUGGAGCGGAGGUGAGAACGCCAGGAAGACCCAAGCAUCGAAGAAAGAGGACCAGAACCUGUCGAGACAUGAAGUUCAGGUGGGGAUGAAGAAGCUCAAGGAGAUAAGAGAAGAGGACUGGGUGGUGAUCCAGGCGCCCUGGUGGGGAAACCAGAGACUAGUACUGAUUGCAAUCGACAGAGGACUCAAGAUAUCAUGUUGGGGAAAUCAGGGUCAGAUUGGAGGGGAACACACUGCAGGAAUUCGGGCCCUGGAGAGUGACCAAAGACAAGGUGGAGAUGGUGGAGAUGAUGGGACAAAUAACCUGCCACCCGAGGCUGAGACGCAGGGUCAACUAAGAGGUAAAACUCCUCUGGAGACUCACGCAGUGGACAAGCUGUCACUAGGGAGGAGAAGCCAGAGAGAAGCUGGAGGUGAUGUUGAUGUAAAGACCCGGAGACCCAAGAGCAAGAACCAGGGACAGUUGACGGAAACCAGAGGAAGCCGUUCUGCAAGGUGGAGGAGCUGGGGACAGGCUAGAGAAGAGAAGGGUUCAGAAAACGGGGCCUUGGAGAAGAAAACCUGGGGCAAGGCUGGAAGCGAGGAUGGUAGAAAGAUCCAGAGAGCCAGGAGGAAGACUCAGAGGGUGCUAAGGAAGGUUAACGGAAAGACCUACUUGUUAGAGUGGAAGACCCCGCAAAAAAUCAGAAAGGGGAACGAUGCAGAAAUUCAAAAACAAGGGAAGAGAAACUUGCGAAACUUCGCAGGUGAUGGUGGCCCAGAGAGCCGAGCCUCACUGGGAGAGGACCAGAGACAGUCAGUGGGUGAAAGUGAUGGAAAGAUUCAGACCCAGGGACAAAGAGUCCAGAGCAAGGGUAGAGCUGUUGCUGCAGAAAUCCAGGAUGUAGGGGCCCAGAGCAAAUGCGGAGCUGAGGAGUCUGACCAGUCUCACACGUGGAGGAGAGGAGACAACCACCAGGUCAGAAGGAAGGAUGUUGUCAGGUCCAGUCUUCAAGGUGACUCUUCUGUGAGAGAGGGGCCCACAGGCAGGAAGCACAGCCUGGCUCAGUCUGCUUCUCUCAUUUUUAGACAUGGAACCCCUAGACACAAGCAGCCAGUCGCUGGAAAUGGUACAGACUCUGCUCCCUGUCCUGAGGAACAUCUAAGCAGGCAGGGCCCGGUCCCUGCCCGAAAGCACAGAGGCGGGGUCCGUGGAAGCUCCCAGAGAGCCCAACCUGGGUCUCAAAGAAGACAAGAAAGGGACGAAAGGGUGGAACCAGCAGAGGCUCCCAGCCUGACCUGCCAGCACCUCCACUCACAGUCUCAGCCAUCCUCAGUCUUCCCCUCUCUCCUGUGUCCCCAAGUCCGCCAGGCUGCCGCGGCUCCAGCAAGCGUACCCGCUCUCACCACUCCGUCCAAAUGGCCAGCCCUCAAGAAGAGCAAACAUCUGCUCCUGGAGUCCCUCAUGAAGAGGAGGAUCGCACACCUGAGGUGGGGCCUCCCUCGACGAAUCCUGGAGUCUUACUUGCUUUUUCACUUCUUAGAGUCUUGCGCUCUGCCUCGGGCUGGAGUGAGGCUGCCUGGAUCACGCACAGACCAGGACCGCCAAAGGCAACAGGAACAGCACUGGGAGCCCCAGGGAUCCCUGCUAGGCCCCGAGUGUCCAGGCAGGUCUCAAAGCCGUCCCGUUCCUGAAAGAAAAAGCUCAAAACUUUCUACCCAAGUCCAGGCUCUGGAGAAGGGUAAGCCACCCAAGUCAGAGCCAACGCGCAGCUCCGUUCCACCUAAGAAACCCAGGAGAAUUAGGCCACCAGGGGGAGCAAGAGAACCACAGAUCCAAGAGGAGGCCCCUAAGGCCAAGAAUCCUGCUCCGAGGAUUCCCAGGCCAGCAGCAGAGUCCAGGAGCUGGUGUGGCCCAGGACAGGUCCAAGAGCUUUCCACUGAGAGCAGUAGGGGCAGAAAAAUGGUCAGGCCUGGAGUCUCCCAUGUGCAAGAGAGGACUCCCAGCAGAGUGAGGGCACCAUCCUGCACAGAAGGCCACAACCACUGGAAGAAGGAAUGCGUACCAAGGGAAGCCUCUGAGCUCCCCAGACUCAAAUGUCAGCAGUCCCCAUACUUGAGAAGUGGAAGUGUGGGACCUGCAGAGGGCAGAGGGGGCUGGCAGCCACCUUUCCUCUGUUCUGCACAUACCUCCAGCUUCAAGGAUGUCCACUCUGCCACAGCCAGGCUGAGCAUGACAAUCUUGAGCAAGAUGCCAUGGUCACCACGGCUGGCGAAGCACCAGCUUUCAGCUCCUUUUCUUACCCCGAGGAAUCCUACCCCAUUUCCCAAAGUGAACGCCCCACAUACAAAGGAGGACACCACCAGAGUCCCCACUGCUUUGGAGAGGGCCCUAGAGCCACCAGGGCAUUGCUGUACAGGAGUCAUUGUUCCCAAGAUGGAGAGCGUCAAGGAACAUGAGGCACCUGGGAACCCAAACAGGGCACCCCGAGAUCCAGCAGUCUCACAGAAGUUUGGUUUUAUGAGGCACUUGAGAUAUUUUCUCAGACACUAUGGCCUUAAAAAGUAGGCCACAGGCCCAAAGUCCUUAGGGCGUGUCAGAGAAAACAUGAGUGACCUGCUAAGUCCCAGAGCCUCUAAUAAAAUUGAUUAUUUGGAUCGUG
This is a messenger RNA of Peromyscus eremicus (cactus mouse), 4288 nucleotides long. RefSeq lists its product as uncharacterized. NCBI's taxonomy places the organism in Eukaryota, Metazoa, Chordata, Mammalia, Rodentia, Cricetidae. The record is from RefSeq and is a predicted model, not a curated record.